Molecule: messenger RNA, 1881 nt
Organism: Mercurialis annua (annual mercury)
Lineage: Eukaryota; Viridiplantae; Streptophyta; Magnoliopsida; Malpighiales; Euphorbiaceae
Exons: 3
Coding region: 102-1775 (557 amino acids)
Biological process (GO): transmembrane transport
Cellular component (GO): membrane
Molecular function (GO): transmembrane transporter activity
Source: RefSeq, a predicted model, not a curated record
UUAUCAUCUGCUGACUGCCAGCUAACUUAACAGAAACAGAUUAACAAAAACAUGCUCUCACCACCAUAACCACCUCCACCGCCACCGCCACCGCCGCCACUAUGUCUGCAACCGGCAGCACAGAAGAAUCCAACAAACCAAUUGACUCUUCGUCUUCUCUAGCAGAGCCAUUUCUCUCCAAACCCCCACUAUUAUAUCCCUCUCAAAUCGAAGAACCAGAGCCGACCCACUUCAACCCAAACGAAUCAGACCCGACCCAGUUCCUCCAGAUCACCUACAACUCCGGUCCAAGACAAUUCAAAGACCUUCCAUUUCUAAUCCUCUUCAUUCUCUUUGUCCUCUGCACUUUUGGGUUUGGUAUCUUCUCAAUCUUCAACAAAAAUCCAAAUUACUCAAAUCUUUCUUCUUUUAAAUAUGACUUAAAUUCCACUUCUUGUGUUAAAGAUUCAAUCUUUUUCCCCCAAACCAGUGUUAAAAAUUCAAUUUUUUUCUUGAAUUCUGCCUCAAAUUCUAGUGUUUUGAAGGGCUUGAUAUGGAGUCUUGUGAUUACUUUGAUUCUAAGUGGGCCCAUUUGUUUUCUUUUGCUUUUGUUACUUAAGCAUUAUACUAAGCAAUUGGUGUACAUUUCACUUCCCCUUUUUAUUGUGCUUCCUGUAUUUUUUAAUGUCUACUGGUUUGUUGCUUGUACACUUGGUUCAUCUUGUAGUGAUGCAUUUCCUUUGGCUUAUAGGAUUUUGUUGUUGGUUUUUGUGUUCUUGGUUAUUGGUAUUGUUGUGUGGAUCUUUGUGGCUAAUUGGCAUAGGAUUGAGUUGACUGUGAUGAUCAUUGGUGUUGCUUCGAAUGCGCUUUCCAAGAAUUUGGGGUUGUUUGUGGCGUUACCGUUGUUGACGUUUGGUUUAGCGUUUUAUUAUGCGCCGAUUAUAGUGUUUUUGGUGUUUGCGAGACUGAAUGGUAAGAUUAUUCCGAAGGCGUCGGGUGAGGGGUAUAGUUGUGUGUGGAAGCAGGAUAGUUGGGUGCCUGCUUACUUUACGUUAGCUAUUCUUACCAUGCUUUGGUCUUUGACUACAAUGGUUGAAGCUCAGGUUUAUGUGAUUAGUGGGACUAUUGCUCAGUGGUACUUCUCGAAGGAGGAUUCAGCACCAAAGCGGGGUAUUAGAAGUUCUUUGAGAAAUGCAUUUGGCCCCUCUUCUGGCACUGUAUGCCUCUCUGGGCUACUUAUUUGCGCUGUUCGUAUGGUGCGUGCUGCUGUUGAUAGUGCAAGACAAGAAGAAGUUCCUGGGAUGGUUACCCUUGUACUGCGAUGCUGUGUUAAUGCCUUAAUGUCCGCUGUAGAUUUUCUUAACAAAUUCACGAUUAACUUUGCAGCAAUAACUGGUGAAGCUUAUUGCACUUCUGCAAAGAUGACAUAUGAGCUCUUAAAACGCAAUCUUCUCUCGGCCGUUUUUGUGGAGACUGUCUCUAGUCGUUUGUUGGCUGGAAUUGCAUUUGUCCUAUCAGCAUUAUAUGCAAUUGUGACGUGCGCCAUUUUGAAAGGAGCGAGCAAUCUUGGUGUUGAUUCAUACUUUGUCGCUGCACUUGCAUGGAUUCUACUGAUUGUGGUGCUGGGGUUCUUCGUUCAUGUGCUGGACAAUGUGAUCGAAACUGUAUAUGUGUGCUUUGCAAUAGAUAGAGAUAGAGGGGAAGUCUAUAAACCAGAGGUUCAUGAGGUUUAUGUUCAUCUACCCAUUAGCAGAAAUCAUAGAUCAACUGCUGUUCCGAGAACUUCCGGUGUGUAAUGUAUUGCGUUUUCCGCUGUUUUGCCAUUUGUUCUUUGUAUGUAUGCUCUUGUUGACAGUUUGUGCAUACCUCCAAUUCAAUAAAGAGCUGUGUUUGAAGCCUCAA